AUGUUACUGAAAGACAAAUUGACGAAAUACUUUCCCAGCAUAAAUGUUGAAGACUAUGACUGGGUGCGGAAUCCAUUCAGUGUAUCAGUUAAUGAGGUAAUUGGUUUGACAUUGGCGGAAGAAGACAAUCUUAUCUCACUGAAAAAUGAUCGAACAAUAAAGCUAAAAUUUAAAGAAAUGACGGUUAACAAAUUUUGGAUAUAUGCUCAAGCUGAAUUUCUUGAAAUAUCUAUAAAAGCAAUAACAAUUUUACUACCAUUCUCCACAUCAUAUCUAUACGAACAAGGAUUCUCAGCAGUCACUACAAUAAAAAGUAAAAAAAGAGAACGACUUCGAUCCGUAGAAGAAGAACUGAGAGUGAGCUUGUCGACAGUUCGUCCUAGAAUAAAACGUUUCUGCACCACACGUCAAGCACAAAUAUCUCAUUAA
Molecule: messenger RNA, 429 nt
Organism: Macrosiphum euphorbiae (potato aphid)
Lineage: Eukaryota; Metazoa; Arthropoda; Insecta; Hemiptera; Aphididae
Source: the annotation of a GenBank genome assembly